UUCAACUGUAGUCGGUGCUAGGCUCUUCGAAAACUUGAGUGCUUGGUUAUCGCUGAUUGCCCAGAAAUUAACAUUAUGUGUGCGUAAACUAUAGAUAAUCUUAUCGGCUGAAUUUGCAAAUAAUUAGAUAAACAUGUUGCUCGCACCUCUUCAGUAAGUCAGCAAUCAGUCAGUUAGUCAGACAUGUUUGAGUACUUUGUCCUGAAUUUGAACAGUGGCAGAAACAACUCGAACAUCAAUCUCAGUCCUCAGAUCCACGGGCUCGAUGAGUGCAUAUUCCAGCGUUCGGAACCGACUGUCUCCUUAAUUCUGAUCUAUGGCCUGGCUGUGCCUAUGCUGUCCGCCUUUGGCUUCUGCGCGAAUCUAAUCAAUGGUGUGGUCUUCAUGCGACCCAAGAUGACGCCCUCGGCUUUUACCUACCUCGCUGCGUUAUCCUGGCUGGACUGUGUAUCCUGUCUGCUGAUCACAUUGACCGCACUCUCACGCAGCUAUUUCUACCAGAGUCCCGCCUGGUUGGCCUACGACUACCAGUGGCAGACGCCGCUCUUUGGCAUCAGCACGGGUGCUGCGAAUUUGAUACUCGCCUUUGUUAGCCUUGACAGAUUCGUCUACUUGUCACGUUUUGCGGCCAACAAUGGUGCACCCCGCUUUUGUCGCCGCAAGGUGGCUCGACUAAUGAUCUGCUUGGCUAUAAUCAUCUCUAUAUUGCUUAACAUACCGUACUUUUUUUGCUUUGUCGUUGACUUGGAUACCGGCACUUGCUAUGUUACCGAUUUCUACUACUCCAAAUUGUAUCGGAUCCACAACUGGUUCUCGUUUUCACUGCUAGCGAUUUCUCCUGCCAUAUGUCUGCUCAUGGGCAAUGUGGCCAUCAUAGUCGCUUUCCGGCGUUGGACUAAACAGGGCAAACGUUGCCAGCAGAGCGGCUCAACUGACAAUCGCAAUACAAACAAACGCUAUCAGCAUCAAAUAAAGCUCACCAUCAGCAUUCUAAUCGUCAUUACGCUCUACAUGGUUGGGGAGCUGCCAGCUCAUAUGACAUCGAGGAAGAGUUCGCUGAAUCUGCUCUUUGGCGGCGACCCAAAUAAAGUGAAUGGAGAACUGAUGGAGCAUCUGGAGGUCAUAUUUAUAACACUCAAUACUCUGCAGCUGAGCAUGAACAUUGUAGUCUAUGCUGUGAUUAAUCCCAGCUUUAUGCCCGAGUUUUUUACCUGCCUGCGCGGCGCGUCGGAUGUUUGCUUUCGCCUCUGCUGCUUCACCAACAUAGGCCGUGGCUGUCAACGGUGUUGUCGUCGUCGGCGCCGGCAGUCUCACGCCGAGGAACAUGUAAGCACUGUCGAGGCACAGCAGCUGCCACCGGAAGAGGCGCCGCAAUGUGGCUGCGAGAGUUGGAGCAGUGAUUUGGACUGCGCGGAUGCGAACCACUGCAAGUUGACGGCAGGCACAUUCACUUUUACAGAUGAUUGUCAGGCGGAGGAAGAGGCACAACCACAGCCGCAGCAGCAGCCAGUAGUAUUCACCACCGACGCCAGCGGUUGCAUGCAGCAGCCAGUUGUGCAGGACGAUGACCAGUUGGGCUCCUGCGCUAUGUGA
Molecule: messenger RNA, 1593 nt
Organism: Drosophila hydei
Lineage: Eukaryota; Metazoa; Arthropoda; Insecta; Diptera; Drosophilidae
Exons: 3
Coding region: 184-1593 (469 amino acids)
Biological process (GO): G protein-coupled receptor signaling pathway
Cellular component (GO): membrane
Molecular function (GO): G protein-coupled receptor activity
Source: RefSeq, a predicted model, not a curated record